AUGGCAUUAAUUGGGGACCAGCGCUUAAAAGAGGAGGAUUUGCAUUCGUCGGAGCAGGCAGCGGUGGUGGAGGAGGAUUUGGGGGAUUCGGUGGUGGAGGAUUCGGAGAUGGUGGUGAAGGAUUUGGUGGAGGAGGAGGAGGCGAUGGAGCAGGCGGGGGAUUUGGAUUUGGAGGAGGAGCUGGGCUUGGUGGUGGAUUUGGAGCAGGUGGUGGUGGAGGAGGAGGCGGUGGUGGAGGAGGUGGAUUUGGAGCAGGUGGUGGUGGAGGAGGAGGCGGUGGAGGAGGAGGUGGAUUUGGAGGCGGAGGAUUUGGAGCUGGAGGAGGCGGGGGUGGCGGAGGAGGUGGUGGAGGGGGAGGAGGAGGCGGCGGUGGGGGAGGAUUUGGAGCCGGAGGAGGAUUUGGGGCUGGUGGCGGUGGCGGGGGUGGCGGAGGAGGAGGCGGCGGUGGCGGAGGAGGCGGUGGAGGAGGAGGAGGAGGUGGUGGUGGAGGAGGCGGUGGAGGAGGAGGAGGCGGUGGCGGAGGAGGAGGCGGCGGCGGUGGAGGAGGCGGCGGCGGCGGAGGUGCUGGUGGUGGUGGUGGUGGAGGAGGAGGCGGCGGCGGAGGUGGUGGUGGAGGAGGAGGCGGGGAUGGCGGAGGUGGAGGAUUUGGAGGAGGUGGAGGAGCAGGAUUUGGAGGUGGUGGUGGAGGGUUUCUCUCUCCAUUUUUGGCUAAAUAUGCAAAAGUUUUCACACCAUUUGCUGAACCUGGUGGUGGAGGCGGAGGAGGAGGAGGCGGUGGUGGAGGAGGAGGAUUUGGGGCUGGAGGAGGUGGUGGAGGAGGAGGUGGUGGAGGCGGAGGAGGUGGUGGCGGUGGAGGAGGAGGUGGCGGUGGAUUUGGAGCUGGUGGAGGCGGAGGAGGUGGUGGUGGUGGAGGAGGAGGUGGCGGAGGAGGAGGUGGUGGCGGAGGAGGAGGAGGUGGCGGUGGAUUUGGAGCUGGUGGAGGCGGAGGAGGUGGUGGUGGUGGAGGAGGUGGCGGAGGAGGAGGUGGUGGCGGAGGAGGAGGAGGUGGAGGUGGAUUUGGAGCUGGUGGGGGCGGAGGAGGUGGUGGAGGAGGCGGAGGAUUUGGAGCAGGUGGCGGAGGAGGUGGUGGUGCAGGAUUUGGAGCAGGCGGAGGAGGUGGUGGAGGUUUUGGUGGAGGAGGAUUCGGCAGUGCAGGAGCCGGUGGUGGUGGUUUUGGAGGAGGUGGUGCAGGAUUUGGAGGAGGUGGUGGAGACGGGUUUGGUGGUUUUGGAUUUGGAGGUGGAUUUGGAAACAUUGGUUUUGGAUUUGGUGGAAAAGGUCCAAAAAAAUAUGCUUUGA
This is a messenger RNA of Saccostrea cuccullata (small rock oyster), 1338 nucleotides long. RefSeq lists its product as uncharacterized. NCBI's taxonomy places the organism in Eukaryota, Metazoa, Mollusca, Bivalvia, Ostreida, Ostreidae. The coding region runs from base 1 to 1338 and encodes 445 amino acids. The record is from RefSeq and is a predicted model, not a curated record. The transcript is spliced from 3 exons.